GCGGGCUUAUUUUUGUUGUUCGAGUGUUACUUCGGCUCUUCGGGUGACCUUCUGCGAUUGUCAGUCGUUUCCUUUUUGUGUUACAUUCCAGAAGUAAAAUUGAAAUGAGUUUAAGUGAUACACCAAAUCCACUGGUCGUCGAAAACUUUAUUGGAGGAAGUUUCGUCAAGUCCAGCAAAUAUCUUGACAGCUUCGACCCAUCUACAGGGGAAGUUUGGGCGCAAAUCCCCGACAGUGAUCCGACAGAGGUUGACGAUGCCGUUCAGCACGCAAGGAAUGCAUUUCCCAUGUGGUCAAAGACAACAGCAGCAGAGAGAGCCAAAAUACUUAUUAAAAUAGCUGAUUCCAUUGAAGAGAAUCUCGAUAAACUUGCUCAAGCUGAAUCAAAAGACCAAGGAAAGCCAGUUAGCCUGGCAAAAAGGAUGGACAUUCCAAGAGCAGCACUAAAUUUUCGAGCAUUUGCUGAAUCCAUUUGCCACCACCUCAAUAUAUCAAAUUGUAUACCUGAAAUGGGCUGCAUGAAUUACACAGUGAGAAAUCCUGUAGGAGUUGCUGCAUUGAUAAGUCCUUGGAACCUACCAUUAUAUUUGUUAACAUUCAAGAUUGCACCUGCUCUGGCUUCAGGUUACUUUAUAUUGCCCUUGCCUCUCUUUAUUAUUCUCAUGCUGUUCUCAAAUUAUAACUAUAUCGAAAUAGGAAAUUGUGUUGUGUGUAAGCCGAGUGAGAUUACGUCUGUUACGGCCUGGAUGCUCUGUAAACUUAUCAAAGAUGCUGGAUUGCCGAAUGGAGUACUUAACAUGGUAUUUGGAACUGGUUCCAAGGCAGGAGAAGCCUUAAUUAAUCAUCAAGGCGUCAAUGUUAUUUCAUUUACUGGAUCUACGAACGUGGGGCGUCAUAUAGGUCAAGUUGCCGCCAAGAGUAUUAAAAAAGUCUCACUUGAGUUAGGAGGAAAAAAUGCCGGAAUAAUUUUUGAAGAUGCAGAUUUAUCAAAAGUUGUGCCAGCUACAAUAAAUUCAUGCUUCCUCAAUCAAGGAGAAAUUUGUCUGUGUACUUCAAGAGUCUUCGUGCAACGCACAAUUUUCGACGAAUUUGUUCAACGUUUGGUGAAAGAAACCAAAAACCUCAAAGUGGGUCCUCCGAUCGAAGAUGUUUUUAUGGGCCCAUUGGUUAGUCAGGUUCACUUGGAGAAAGUUCGGAGCUAUGUUGAAAUAGCUCGAAAAGACGGAGCGCGUAUUCUUUGCGGCGAAUCCGUUGAUGAACUUUCUCUGCCAGCUCCGUAUCAAAAGGGAUAUUUUAUUCGACCAACCAUCAUAACUGAUUUGUCAGAUUCUUCAGCUUGCAUGCAAGAAGAAAUUUUCGGUCCAGUAGUGUGCUUGUCUCCCUUUGACUCAGAGGAGGAAGUCAUUGAACGAGUCAACAACGUGAAAUAUGGACUUUGCAGUGCGAUAUGGGGUCAGAAAGGUGAUCGAUUGCUGCGAGUUGCUCAUCAGCUUCACGUUGGCACUGUUUGGAUUAACUGCUGGCUCGUUCGCUCUUUGGAUAUGCCUUUUGGUGGAAUGAAAGAAAGUGGAAUUGGACGAGAGGGGACUUCUCAUUCUCUGGAAUUGUACACUGAAGAAACAACGAUUUGUUAUAAAUUUCAAUAAUUAAAAUGACAUAUUUAGUCAUGUUGUAGCUAGUUAUUACAGGUUUACCUGUAAAUAUAUUUACUAAUGUCAUUUUUUUUAUAAUGACAUUUUUAUUAUAAUACAUUUUAUCUGUGAACCUUU
Daphnia pulex (common water flea) is the source of this 1769-nucleotide messenger RNA. Its product is annotated as 2-aminomuconic semialdehyde dehydrogenase-like. The coding region runs from base 105 to 1646 and encodes 513 amino acids. NCBI's taxonomy places the organism in Eukaryota, Metazoa, Arthropoda, Branchiopoda, Diplostraca, Daphniidae. The transcript has 9 exons. Gene Ontology annotation, molecular function: oxidoreductase activity, acting on the aldehyde or oxo group of donors, NAD or NADP as acceptor. The record is from RefSeq and is a predicted model, not a curated record.